AUGCUGCUGGUCAACAGCUCCGAUAAAGACGUGGGCAUCAACGGAGUUAUAAGCCGGACGCUGACUCAGAUAAAACCCCUCCUCUUUUCUCAAAAACCCCAAAAACCCCACUGCGAGCACAUUGGGGGUCCCUCCGAGUGUUCCAGUUUCCCAAAACAAAGUUCUCUGGUUUUUGCCGUGACUGUCACCGACGAGGACUCUGGAUCCAACGCCCAGCUGCACUACUCCUUAUUGGGGCGCAACUACGAGAAGUUCAAGAUAGAUCCAGUAAGGGGCGCCAUCACCGCCAACGAGAGGCUCACCGGAAAUUCGGAGGUCACGCUCACCGUCCGGGUCAAAGAUGGCGGCGCCAACCCGAAAACGGACACCACCACGGUGACGGUGCGCUUCGUUACGGGAGGAAACUUCCCCGUCAUCAGGAUAAAGGAGCGAGCUUUCACUUUCCCAGAGAGCCAACCAAGCAACCACAUCGUUACCACGAUUAUCACCAGCUCCCUGCUGGACCGAGAGGACCGGGCCAGUUACCAGCUCCUGGUGGUGGCGACAGACGGAGGGCAGCCCGAGGGCCUGUCCAGCUCCGCCACGGUCUCCGUCACGGUGGCCGACAUCAACGACAACCCUCCACGCUUCCACCACCACCCCUACGUGACCCACAUCCCCGCCUCCACCGCCGCAGGUUCUCUGGUUUUUGCCGUGACUGUCACUGACGAGGACUCUGGAUCCAACGCCCAGCUGCACUACUCCCUACUGGGGCGCAACUACGAGAAGUUCAAGAUAGAUCCAGUAAGGGGCGCCAUCACCGCCAACGAGAGGCUCACCGGAAAUUCGGAGGUCACGCUCACCGUCCGGGUCAAAGAUGGCGGCGCCAAUCCGAAAACGGACACCACCACCGUGACGGUGCGCUUCGUUACGGGAGGAAACUUCCCCGUCAUCAGGAUAAAGGAGCGAACUUUUACGUUCCCAGAGAGCCAACCAAGCAACCACAUCGUUACCACGGUGACAGGUUCCUCCAUGAGGGGGGGGGCCCUUUCCUACUACAUCGCUAGUGGUAAUCUGGAUAACGCUUUUCAUAUCGACCAGCUCUCCGGUGAGCUGUCAAUCAGGCAUCCUCUGGAUUAUGAACACAUUCAGAAGUACGUUCUGUGGAUCGAGGCCAGAGAUCAGGGCUUUCCGCCUUAUUCAUCCUACGAAAAAGUGGAAAUAACUGUGUUAGACGUAAACGAUAACCACCCGGUCUUUGAUAAGGAUCCCUUCCAGGCUGAGAUUCUGGAGAAUCUCUCACCUCAGAGAGUGCUCAUCGUCUCCGCCGUGGAUCUGGACAACGGGCCCAACGGCCAACUGGAAUACGCCAUCGUCGACGGCAACAAGGAGAAUAGCUUCAGCAUGAAUCGAGCCACCGGGGAGAUCCGGACCACCAGGCCUCUGGACCGGGAGAAAAUAUCUCUCUACACUCUGAAAGUGAGAGCCUCGGACCGGGGAUUGCCUCCAAAGACCAGCGUGGUCAAAGUGAACGUCAACGUUCUGGAUGUGAACGACAACGCGCCGAGGUUCUCCAAGAUUUUCAGCGCCACGGUGGCUGAAAAUGCUCCUGUGGGCUACACCGUAACCAGGGUAACCUCCACAGAUGAGGAUGCCGGUUCUAACGCCAUUAGCCGAUAUACGAUCACAGACACCAGCCUCCCGUUCAACAUCAAUCCGAGCACAGGGGACAUAACGAUCGGCCGACCGCUCAACAGGGAGGACACCGAUCACUACAUCGUCAAAGUUUCUGCGCACGACUCCGGUUGGACGGUGAGCACGGAUGUGACCGUGUUCGUAACGGAUGUGAACGACAACGCGCCCAGAUUUAGCCGGCCCUCUUACUACCUGGACUACCCUGAACUCACCGAUAUCGGGUCCCUGGUCACGCGGGUAUCCGCCACCGAUCCCGACGAGGGUUUCAACGGCAAGAUCUUCUAUUUUAUCCGAUCCCAGUCCGAGUAUUUCAGGAUCAACGCCAGCUCCGGGGAGGUGUUUGUCAAGCAGCAGUUGAAGUAUCAGAACUCCACAGGGGCUAGCAGCCUGAAUAUAAACCGCCACAGCUUCAUCGUCACGGCCUCAGAUCGAGCAGUCAAACCUUUAAUGAGUGAGACCACAGUCAUAGUAAACGUGGUGGACAGCAACGAUAACCCUCCUGAGUUUGAAGCGCCGAGCUACUUCACGCCGGUCACUAAAAGCGUCAAAGUCGGCACCAGACUCAUAAGAGUUGUAGCUCACGACAAAAAGGACUUUGGGCUCAAUUCUGAGAUCGAAUACGCGAUAACCGGAGGAAACAGUUCCAGUAAAUUCAAGCUCGAUAGAACAAGCGGAUGGAUUACCGUUGCUUCCUCCCUCAUAUCUGAUAUGAAUAAAAUCUUCCUGGUCGACAUUACUGCAACAGACAGAGGAAAUCCUCCACUUUCGGCUCGGGCCGCGGUUAAAAUCGCAGUCACAGAGGAAAACCACCACACUCCUGAGUUCUCACAAAGCCAAAUAUCAGCCACCGUACCCGAAAGCCUCGCCGUGGGAACGGCGAUAAGGACUCUCUCGGCCAGAGACAAAGACAAAGAGAUGAACGGCCUCAUUACGUACAACAUCACCUCCGGAAACGAGCAGGGGGUGUUUGCGCUAAACAGCAAAACGGGGGUGCUUUCUCUCGCCCACCCGCUGGAUUUUGAGGAAAAGCAACGGCAUGAGCUUCGGGUUUCGGCCACUGACGGAGGCUGGAUCGCGAAAACCAGCUACGUGUCGGUCACGGUGCACGUAACCGACGUGAACGACAACCCUCCGGUGUUCGAACCCGACGAGUUCUUCCCCGUCGUGCAGGAGAACGUUCCCAGCGGAACCACCGUCCUGAAAAUGAACGCCACGGACCGCGAUUCUGGAGCCAACGCGGUCAUGGCUUAUGUGAUCCAAUCAUCAGACAGCGACCUGUUCGUCAUCGACCCCAACACGGGAACCGUCACCACCCAGGGAUUCCUGGACUACGAGGCCAAGCAGGUCUACCAUUUGACGGUGAAGGCCUUCAACGUCCCGGACGAGGAACGCUGCAGCUUUGCCAACGUCAACAUCCAGCUGAAGGGAGCCAACGAAUACGUUCCCCGCUUUGUCUCCAAACAGUACUACUUUGAAAUCUCUGAAGCGGCUCCAAAAGGCACAGUGGUCGGGGAGGUUUUCGCCAGCGAUCGAGACCAGGGAGAGGACGGAGUCGUUUACUACCUCAUUUUUGGAAGGAGCAGAAAGAAGGGCUUUGGCAUCGACAAGAAAAGCGGUCAGAUUUAUGUCACAGGUACUUUAGACCGUGAGAAAGAAGAAAAGAUUUCUCUUAAGGUUUUGGCAAAGAACGCGGGAGGGAUCCGGGGGGCGGACAUUGAUGAGGUGUUUGUGAACAUCACCAUUCUGGAUGCCAACGAUCCACCUGUUUUUACCCAAGAGCUGUACGAUGUUCAGGUUAGCGAGGGUCUGUCACCGGGUGGGUUGGUUACCUUUGUGAGUGCCGAGGACUCUGAUUCUGUCCCCAGCUGGAGCAGAUUUUCUUACUCCAUUGCUCCUGGUUUUGACACAAAUGUUUUUACAAUCAACCCCAAAACUGGCCAAGUGUCAGUAGCGGCAGAGCUGGACAGAGAAAACACCCCGGUGUAUAAUCUGACCGUUCUGGCUGUGGAUACUGGCAGCCCUCCAGCGACAGGAAGUGCCACCGUCAUUGUAAAUCUAGAGGAUAUCAACGAUAACGGUCCGACUUUGACAACCACUUAUGCUGAGGUAAUGGAGAACCAGAAAUCUGGCACGGCUGUAACAACUCUGACUGCCUCUGACCCAGAUCUACCGCCCAACCAGGGCCCUUAUUUCUUCAGCCUCCUGAGUUCUGGAUCUGCCAACAGCUACUUCAGCCUCAGCUCCGCCGGGGCGUUAACCACAAGUCGGGAGAUCGACAGGGAGCAGAUUAGUGACUUCUACCUCUAUGUCGUGAUCAAGGACUCUGGUGUGCCUCAAAUGUCCUCCACGGGAACAGUUCGUGUGAAAAUAAACGAUCAGAAUGACAACCCCUCAGAGCCGCGGUCCGUGGAAAUCUUUGUCCACUACUUCGGAAACAUGUUUCCCGGCGGCUCUUUGGGAGACGUCAAACCUCAAGACCCUGACAUCCAUGACAGAUUUCACUGCUCCCUCACCCCUCCCUCCUCGGGUCUGUUUAGUAUCCCGACAGGAACCUGCAGCCUCAACUCCAAAUCCCGUUCGACAGACGGAACAUUUGAGCUAACCAUCCGCAGCAGCGAUGGAGUCCACGGUUCAGUUAGCAAUACGGCCAGGGUCGUCUUCAUUGGAUUCACCAACGCCACGGUGGACAACAGCAUACUGAUCCGUCUCCACUCGGAGGGAGUCAAAAGCUUUCUCACCAACCACUACCUCAGCUUCUUACGCAUUGCCAACUCUCAGCUCGCGGGAUUGGGCACGGGGGUUCUGCUUUACGGAGCCUUUGAGCUCAACAAUCAGACCUUCCUGACGGCGGCUGUGAAAAGGGGCCACGGCCAAUACGUGAACCCCAGCGGAGUGGCCACAUUCUUCCAGAGCAUCAAAGACAUUCUGCACAGGCAGAGCGGGGUGCAAAUAGACGCGGUCGACCACGAUCCCUGCGCGCGAAAUCCGUGCCAAAACGGAGGCAGCUGCAAGCGGCGUCUCAGUGUCGGGACGGAUGUGAAAACGGAGGAAAGCGUCCCUGUGAUCCUGGUUUCCAACAGACCCUUGCAGCCUUACGCCUGUAGCUGCAGGCCCGGAUAUGCGGGCGCCCUGUGCGAAACCGACAUCGACGAGUGCCAGCCCACGCCCUGCCACAAUGGAGGCACCUGCCACAACCUGGUUGGGGGGUUUUCCUGCACCUGUCCGGAGGGGUUCACCGGGAUGGCCUGCGAAAGGGACGCAAAACGGGUUUUUGGCAAACACUGCGAACUGAACAGCUACGGUUUUGAGGAGCUCUCCUACAUGGAGUUUCCCUCGCUGGAUCCCAACAAUAACUACAUAUAUAUCAAGUUUGCCACUCUGAAAAGCAACGCGCUGCUUAUGUACAACCACGACAACCAGACCGGGGACAAGGCCGAGUUCCUGGCUCUGGAGAUAUUCGAAGGACAGAUGCGGUUCUCCUUUAACCUGGGCAGUGGAACCUAUAAACUGAUGACCAUGAUAAAGGUUUCGGAUGGGCAGUUCCACACUGUCAUCGCCAGGAGAGCCGGGAUGGGUAAAAGUCAGAAGGGCAAAACACUUCUGACUCUUGUAUCUAUGGAGCAGAUGUGGAGGCAGAAACAGCCGUUCUGA
This is a messenger RNA of Menidia menidia (Atlantic silverside), 5325 nucleotides long. NCBI's taxonomy places the organism in Eukaryota, Metazoa, Chordata, Actinopteri, Atheriniformes, Atherinopsidae. The record is from the annotation of a GenBank genome assembly.